AUGGCGACUCAAAUGAGCAAAAAGAGAAAGUUUGUUGCUGAUGGGGUUUUCUUUGCGGAGCUGAAUGAGGUUUUGACUCGUGAGCUGGCCGAGGACGGAUAUUCUGGGGUCGAGGUCAGGGUUACUCCCGUGAGGACUGAGAUUAUCAUCCGCGCUACUCGCACGCAGAAUGUUCUCGGUGAGAAAGGGAGGAGAAUCAGGGAGCUCACUUCUGUGGUGCAGAAGAGGUUUAAGUUUCCCGAGAACAGCGUGGAAUUGUAUGCUGAGAAGGUUAACAACAGGGGUCUUUGCGCCAUUGCCCAGGCCGAGUCCCUUCGUUACAAACUUCUUGGUGGCCUUGCUGUCAGAAGGGCUUGCUAUGGUGUUUUGAGGUAUGUUAUGGAAAAUGGGGCCAAGGGAUGUGAGGUGAUCGUUAGUGGCAAACUGAGGGCCCAGCGUGCCAAGGCCAUGAAGUUCAAGGACGGGUACAUGAUUUCUUCUGGCCAGCCCGUGAAAGAGUACAUCGACUCUGCUGUUAGGCACGUCCUGCUCAGACAGGGGGUACUUGGUAUCAAGGUCAAGAUCAUGCUCGACUGGGAUCCCAAAGGGAAGCAAGGCCCCACAACUCCUCUUCCGGAUCUCGUCACAAUUCACCCUCCGAAGGAAGAGGAAUUCAUUAGGCCAGCAGCUAUUGUGCCGACUGAAGUCGAGGUGCAAGCAUAG
This is a messenger RNA of Striga hermonthica, 702 nucleotides long. The record is from the annotation of a GenBank genome assembly. Lineage: Eukaryota; Viridiplantae; Streptophyta; Magnoliopsida; Lamiales; Orobanchaceae.